Cottoperca gobio is the source of this 5880-nucleotide messenger RNA. RefSeq names its product RNA-binding protein MEX3B. The transcript has 4 exons. Gene Ontology annotation, molecular function: RNA binding. The record is from RefSeq and is a predicted model, not a curated record. Lineage: Eukaryota; Metazoa; Chordata; Actinopteri; Perciformes; Bovichtidae. Bases 587 to 2596 code for a protein of 669 amino acids.
AACAGUUCCCUGCAGACUGACAGACACAAUGACAGCAGCGGUGGCUCGCCGUUGAUGCCGCAUGUGGCCUUUGAACCCAUUGUUGUGUCGCGGGUGACGUCAGUGCCGUGUGCGGGAGACGGAGCGGCGUGCGCCUGGCGAGACAAAGGCGGCGGACCGACCGGGGUCAGGCAGCAGCAGCAGAGAGCCGAGAAACACUGUUUUUUAUUUAACUAAAAGGUAACUGCUAACCUUGGAUUUCCGCUGCGGUCUCCCUGACGGUACGCAGAAUGAAGACCCAGUGACACUCCCAGGAAUAUGCUUUGACUCUGCAGAAAGACAAAAAAACAACAGUGCCCUCUUUUCGUUUGUAAACGUUUUUCUCCUACGCCCCCCAUUUAGCGUGCUAGCUAGCUAACCCUGCUAGCUCCCUAGCGUUGCACAGCACAGUGCUGGUCUCCUCCUCCUGGCUGCUUCUCAUCUUUGCAUCAAAAGCUGGGCGACAAGCGAAGACAGGAUCUCGUCGACUGAGGCAAGAUACAAAAAGGGUGAGUUCACUCCCAACAAACAGGCAUCUGUGAUCUGAUGUGAGAUCCACGGAGAGACUAUGCCUAGCCCUUUAUUCCACCCCGAGAUUAUGGACCACGACGUGGUGAUCAGCAGCCAGCACAACGGGGUCGGUAUGCCCCGAGAGACGGACCAGGAGUCUCGGGAAGAGGACCACCAAGAGGCGCUCCGCUUCGCCCUGGACCAGCUGUCACUCAUGGCCCUGGAUAAGGUGGACUGUGGGGGUGGUAGCGGAGGCGUCGGGCUUGUCGACAGACUAGAUGGGACCCAGGGUCCAGGCUCUGAGGGUUGCAACGGUGUGGGCGGAGGCGGCUACGUGGAUCUACAGAUGCUGGAGCAUCCCAAUGGGUCCCGGGACUCACCGACCUCCUGCUCUCCAUCCCCGGAGUACUACGGCUCGGGCGGGUACCACAUGGCCGGCUCACACUCAAUGCUCCACGGGGAACAAAGCUCAGUCCUCUGCAGCAGGAAAAGAAGUGUCAACAUGACUGAAUGUGUGCCUGUCCCCAGCUCUGAACAUGUGGCCGAAAUAGUGGGGAGACAAGGUUGUAAGAUUAAGGCUUUGCGUGCCAAAACAAAUACCUAUAUAAAGACUCCAGUCCGAGGUGAGGAGCCUGUGUUCAUCGUGACGGGACGCAGGGAGGAUGUGGAGAUGGCCAAACGUGAAAUUGUCUCUGCGGCUGAGCAUUUCUCUAUGAUCCGGGCGUCCCGCUGCAAAGCUGGAGGGCCUGGAGGAGGAGGAGGCGCGACAGCAGCAGCAAGCAGCAGCAGCAGCACCGGCGGCGGUGGCGGCGGAAGCUCUCUUCCUGGACCACCACACUUACCUGGGCAGACCACCAUACAGGUGAGAGUGCCCUACAGAGUAGUUGGUUUAGUUGUUGGACCAAAGGGAGCAACUAUCAAGCGCAUCCAGCAGCAGACUCACACCUACAUCGUGACACCCAGUCGAGAGAAAGACCCUGUGUUUGAGGUGACCGGCAUGCCGGAGAAUGUGGACCGAGCGAGAGAGGAGAUUGAGACCCACAUCACCCUGAGAACGGGAACCUUUGUAGACCUGCAGGGAGACAACGACUUCCACUCCAACGGCACUGAUGUCAGUCUCGAAGGCUUGGGCGCCCUAAGCGGAGGGCUGGGGUCGUCUCUGUGGUCCAGGGCUUCUGGCCACCAUUCUGCACCCCCUCCUCCUCCACCCUCCCCUCCUCCUCCUCCUAUUCCCAUGUCCAUGCACCACUCCUCCAGCCGGAAGAUGUCUUCUACGGUAGCCUAUCACACGCACAACGGCGGGAUGAGCUCAGACAACUUCAGCACCAACCGCAAGGCCAACGAGGGAGGCAGCCCCACGAGCCCUUUCAGCACAGGCUCCAGCAGUGCGGGCGGAGGAUUCACUUUCGGGGGCGACUCCACCCCAGGGCUGCCCUCCUCAGAAGAAGUGGGCUUUGAGUUCAGUGCUGCCAACAUCUGGGCACCUUUUGUCAACGGUGGAACAGGCAAUAAGAUGGCCGGCUCCGCCCAGCAGCAACCUCUACGCCGCAACAGCAGCGGCCUCAGCGGUGGCGCCAUCACGCCACGAUUGUCUCCAACUCUGCCUCAGGACACGGGCGUGGGCCCCCUGGAUCAUCCAUUAGCCCGUCGUGCACAGAGCGACCCCCUCAGCACUCUCUCCUGGCUGCAGUCUGGCAACGCUGGAGGCGGCUCCUUCUCCGGAGCGUCCAGCUCCAGCUCCGCCGGCUCGUCGACCGGUUACUCCUCCUGCUCUGCCUCCUCCCUGCCUGGUGGCUCACCCACCGACUCCGAAGGAGGCGGCAGCGGCGUGGGUCUCAGCUCUGGGAUGCUGAGCCGGCUGAAAGGCCCCGGGGUCGCGGGUCUGGUUGGCCCCGGGAUCAACAGGGACUGCUUUGUGUGUUUUGAGAGCGAGGUGACAGCAGCCCUGGUGCCUUGUGGCCACAACCUGUUCUGCAUGGAGUGCGCUGGGCAAAUCUGCCAGUCAGCUGAGCCAGAGUGCCCCGUCUGCCACACCCCCACCACACAGUGCAUCCGCAUCUUCUCCUAAUGCCCCGGCAGGGGGGUGGGGUGGAGGGUAAAAUACAAGGGGGACAGGAAGAAUGGAGUGGGGCACCAGCUGAGGCAGAUGGAAGGAUUCACACUAAUAACUUUCACACACACAUGAUGGACCAUAAUAAAUGCAUAACAGAGAUGAUGAUACUAUACGGAUGUUGAUUUAUUGCUGAUAACUGUCAAGAUUAAUAAUAACAAUAAUAAUAAUGACUGACUUAUUUUCAGAGUGAAGUUAAUUGAAACUGGUCUGCGGACAGUUGGUGGCUCAGACAGUCUCUCAGUGAUGAACUUAUGGAAGGAAACUAGUGUCUUAUCUCUCUUCAGGCCUUCAUUUUGACCCGGCGCACUGCCGGUCUGUCUCGACAUUUCUUCAUUCUGGCUUCUUCAGAUCUCUGCCUGCUUUCUCUCUCACAGCCUUUCCUUUUGACACUUUUGUACUUAACAGAUAUUUUUCGAUGAAGCUGUCAAGGCCUGCACUUUUCUACUCCUUCAUUUUAAUGUUUCUGACAGGAAGCAAACCGUUCCAAACACCUCCUCCCUCCUUGCUUUCUCCUCUUGCUCUCACUCAUGCUGUUGUCUGUGACAUGAAGAGCAGGGUUGCUAUUUUUCUGUAAGAUGGAACUUUUUUAAAGGACCGUGAUGAAGUCAGGCACCUAUCGUAACAAUACACCCGGACCUCUUAAGGAGGACUUAAUGUUUCUCGCUGGGACACAAAAAUUAGCCAUCAGUAAUGCCAAAUGAAUGCUAUUAAAUAGACGUCUCUUAAUUCUUGAUCAAAUUCAAUAACGCGUUGGAUGAAUUUGGAUGCCCCACAUUUCAAAUGUGUCUGCUGCAUUAAUUCACAUUAAUAAUCCUUUUAGUAAGUGAUAAACACACCAUCUGUGAUACUGUAGGAAUGUGUCUGAGGUCAGUUCUUACGUUUUGGCUGCCUGACGAUCCCUUUACGUCUCUCUAUUGCGUGUGCGUCAAUAAUGCUCACUCGUGCUGUUUUUACAUCGGCAUCAUGUGUCUCCAUGUGAAGGUCUGGUUUCUGUCCUGCUUCCCCUCUCCGUCACGUCACUCAGUCUUACGGGAAGGCUUCGCUCUGAUCCAUCCACACCAUCACAUCCUGUCUGUUACACUCGGAUCGGCUCGUUUAGUGUUUUCUACUAUUUCUUGACUCUUGACUGUCAAGUGUGUGGCUCGCGGACACAUUUUGAACUCUAGGAUAAGAUAGGGCUUUUCUGAUGUCACACGUGAAUGUUUUGUCCAGUAAGGUUAUGGAGAGACUUCUGCUCCUCCCACACAAAACAAUAACAAGGGGUUCGAUUAAACCUCUUUUUUUUUUUAUCAUGCACUGUAACUCCCGGUCCCUCUAAAAAAAAAAAAAGAAAAAAAACAGCUCUUACUGUUUUUUGUUUUGGUCUUCCACCCCACUCUGACAGCAAAGCUGUAUGGCACUCAGAUGACUCACUGUCAUACCCAUAUAGCGCUGUACUCCUGGCCAAAUGUGGUGCACUAUGUGGUAAGUUGUUUAAGAUUUGUCCUAUGUUUUCAUAGCAUUAAUGAUGAGGCGGUUGCAUCCUGUUUUGUGUUAGUGGUUUUUAAAGAAUUCAGUGUGAGUUUGCAGUAACCGCCUCCUAUAGUGUUAAUACUGUACGUAUAAUUUAGGGCAAUAUUGGUGCGAUGGUACGCGGUUGCCGUUAGCGGCCCUUUUUUUUUUUUAACAUGCAUGGGAUCAGCUCAUAGAAUGAGACAAGCCAUGACGACAGAAUUUAAACGACACACCCAAUUCUCAAGGGCUUCCUCUGACUGCACAGACACAUGAUCACAUUUUCAGGCUCACACGCAGUAGGUAGAACUUAUCCUUUAUGGCAGCUAGUAGCUAGGUCAUCCAGGGCUUCCAGACACUCUUUGUGUUCAAAUCCCAGCAGCUGCAGAAUGUUUUGCUUAUUUUUUUUAAAUUAUAUUUUCUAACCGUCUCUACACAGUCAUCACAUUCGGAUCCUGUCAGUAGGGCAUUGCAGUCACAGUGUGUCGUCCUCUCUGGACGUAGUCUCAGAUCAGGACGGGUUGUUGGGUUUUAAUAUUGAGGGGGAAAAGGGUAACUCUACUUUGAGUAAAUAAUUGGCGAGAAUGGGCAGUUGCUGCUGUGCUUUGGUGCUCCAGCCAGUAUGAUAAACUUAUUUGCUGUCUGACUGUUCGUUUGCUACUUAGGUGACGAAGGCAGCAGCUGCACAGAGGAAUCUAAUAAGCCGCUGUCCUGGUUGAGCACAGCAGUGCACUCAUUCAUGUGUCCACACAUGUAGGCAAAAUAUGCCCAGGAGCUGAACCGGUAGUCUUUGUGAAGACUAUCCCAUGGUGCAUUGGUGCAACUCCCUAUUGAAACACAGCGUUGAACUAACCCAGUUGGGAGUGGGAGCCCUCUUAGCUCUCAGACUAAACUUCUGCAGUGCACUGUAAACCUGACAACCCUGUUCUUAUUCUUGUCGACCCACCCCCCUCGUCGGGCUCUGAUGUCAAACGUCGCAUUUCGUCUCUCGCGCGCACUCAGAACAGAUGCAGGGCUGUGAACGCAUCCAAAAGAACAGAUCUGUCGUGUGAGUCUGUUGAGGCCAAUCGUAAAGCCCUUCUUCAAACUGUCCAAGUCGACGUGUUAAAGGAACGUGUUGUAUUUGCCAGAUGGUUCUGAUGUUCAUCCUGGUGUUGCACUGGGGUGUUUCUGGCCAAUGAGAGAAUGUUAGGGUUUAAUGUACAGUAGUUUCAUUGUUAAAAAGGUACCAAGUUUUUCAGAUUGACUGCUGAUUUUUUUUUUUUUUUUUUGCCAAAUUUAUCCCCUCCCCCAUUUCCUUCCUAAAGGUUUGAAAACAGGGUUUCCUGAGGCAUGCUAGCCAGUGACCUCUGACCUUUUUUGUGAUUUAGAGGGGGGGAUGCGAAGAGUGCUACGCCAGUAAGGGGUGACAGACACCCCUCAAGACGCCGCUCUCCUAUUUUUUGCUUUAAUUCUCUUUUGUAUGCAGAACCAAAAUGUAAAACGUCGGCAAACUAGGUUUCAGGCCUGACCUGUGUGUAUAUACCCUGAAUACAAUCAUUGGGAUCUUGUUUUCAAAAGCAAAAUGACUUAAUUGAAGAUAAGUGUAGUUUCUAAAGAACAUGUAUCAUUAUUUGUAAGUUAACCAUCUGCAUGUCUUCAAGCCACCUGGCAUUAGCUAAUAAUUUUUAAGAUAAAAAAAAAAAAACUUUUUACACAUUUUUAUUUUUUACAAUUUAUUUGCUUACCUAAAUAUCCCAGACAAUAAU